This is a messenger RNA of Ochotona princeps (American pika), 862 nucleotides long. RefSeq lists its product as uncharacterized. Gene Ontology annotation, molecular function: peptide antigen binding. Lineage: Eukaryota; Metazoa; Chordata; Mammalia; Lagomorpha; Ochotonidae. The record is from RefSeq and is a predicted model, not a curated record. The transcript is spliced from 3 exons. The coding region runs from base 80 to 862 and encodes 260 amino acids.
CCUGUGUAGGCAGUUUCAGAAUCUUCUGUGCUUGGGAGGAAAGAAGCUAAGCCAUAAGAGACGUAGCUCGCCUUGCUGGAUGUUUCAUGUUCUGAUGGAUAGAACCAUAGGGACACCUUCUGGACUUUUCUUCCUGUUUCUGUGGCUGCAGUUGCACUGGUUGAGCAGAGGAGAGAAAGUGGAGCAGAGUCCUGCUUUCCUGCAUGUCCAGGAGGGAGACAACUUUGUCAUCAACUGCACGUACACAGACAGUACCUCCGAUACCUUGUACUGGUAUAAGCAAGAACCUGGAAAAGGUCUCCAGUUGCUUAUAAAUAUUAUUUCUACUCGGGACAAGAAAGAAGACCAAAGAGUCACUGUGCUGAUGAAGAAGAAGGAGAAGCAGGUCACCCUGCACAUCUCAGCUGCCCAUCCUGCCGACUCAGCCACCUACUUCUGUGCAGCAAGUGUACAGUGCUCCCCCUGCACCGGCAGCCUGUACCCAAACCUGCAACAGACUCCUGCAGUCAUUUGGGGGAGUGUGAGUGGAGGAGAGCAGGUGGAGCAGAGUCCUGCUUUCCUGAGUGUCCAGGAGGGAGACAGCUGUGUCAUCACCUGCACGUACUCAGACAGUGCCACCACCACCUUGUACUGGUAUAAGCAGGAACCUGGAAAAGGUCUCCAGUUGUUUGUAACUAUUUUCUCAAGUAUGGACAAGAAAGAAAAGAAACGAUUCACUGUCCUCUUGAACAAGCAGGACAAACUACUCUCCCUGGACAUCUCAGCUGCCCGUGUUGCCGACUCAGCCACCUACUUCUGUGCAGCAGAAGCACAGUGCUCCCCCUGCACCUGCAGCCUGUACCCAAACCUGCCAUGGGGCUGA